This is a messenger RNA of Penicillium egyptiacum, 912 nucleotides long. The record is from the annotation of a GenBank genome assembly. Lineage: Eukaryota; Fungi; Ascomycota; Eurotiomycetes; Eurotiales; Aspergillaceae.
AUGAUCGCCCCGACACAUCCAUUCCCCAUGUCAUCAAAUAUGACGCCCAGCAGUCAGCGAAUUCAACUGAUCCGAAUGUCGCAACAAGCGGCUAUCCGAAAACCCGAGGAUGAUUGGACCGGUACUACCGAUCGCACUGAACGGAGAAAGUUACAGAAUCGCCUCAACCAAAGAACAUAUCGGAUGCGACAGCAGAACAAAAUCACGGAGGACAAGGCACAGCUCCACAACAGCAAAGGCAUAGUCUUACCACCGAGCUCCACUUCUAUCCGAAUCGACCGAGAUGAAAAGGGAUUUACAUGCAGUAUCGCGCCCCGUCAAUUGCACUCAAUGAUGCGUGAAUUCGAGGCCCUAGCACUGGAAAGCUACAUUCGCAACUCUCCCAACAUCGAUCACCUCCUCUCUCUCUCAAAGCUAAAUAUUCAGCGUGCAAUCAUCGAGAAUACACGCUCCAUUGGCAUGACAAUGGAGUGGAUGGAACGCGAUGACGCUGUCUCCAUUUUCAACACUGAAGUACCUGGCUUCUCCAUGUUAUCAAUACCCUCGAGUCUUCAACCAACAGACUACCAACGGCGCAUCCCUCAUCACCCGUGGCUGGACUUUUUCCCCUUUCACAAUAUGCGUGACAAUCUUAUAGCCGUUCAAGACAUUAUCGACGACGACGAUUUGUGUCAUGAUCUGAUGGCAUUCUGGGAUACGAGAAAUACUGGGGCUAGUUUGCUAGUGUGGGGUCCUUCUUGGGAGCCGGAAAACUGGGAAGUCACGCCAGCUUUCCUACUGAAGUGGGGAUUUUUGCUUAAAGGCUGUGAAGAAUUAGUGAUGAAUACUAAUCGUUGGAGAGCGAAGAGGGGAGAGAAGCCUCUUGAUUGGAAAACAACAUUAACUUUGAUAUACCGGUCGCCUAGUGGAUAG